Drosophila biarmipes is the source of this 1922-nucleotide messenger RNA. It is a transcript of the gene Ugt303A1, whose product is annotated as UDP-glycosyltransferase UGT4. Lineage: Eukaryota; Metazoa; Arthropoda; Insecta; Diptera; Drosophilidae. The record is from RefSeq and is a predicted model, not a curated record. Gene Ontology annotation, molecular function: UDP-glycosyltransferase activity. The coding region runs from base 37 to 1620 and encodes 527 amino acids. The transcript has 2 exons.
CUUCGGGCAGCGGCAUGUGCGGUCGAUUUAUGUGAGAUGUUUAGGGGCCCGGGCAUUGGUGGUCUGCUGCUACCGGCACUGCUCUGCUUUGGCCUACUGUGCCCCCAACCGGCCGAAACGGAAAAUAUUUUGGCCAUAUUCUCGUACACCUUCGGCUCCUCGUAUUUGCUGAUCACUCCGUUCCUGAAGCACCUCGUCCAGCGGGGUCACCAGCUGACUGUGAUAUCAUCGGUUAAGGAAAUGCCCCACAUAGAGGGUGUCCAUCACAUACGGGUGCAGAAGUUGGAUAUGCUGACGCAAAUCCUCUUGGACUGCGAUUACGACGUUGAAAUAACCAAAUGGAUGGAGGCCCAGUUCGUGUCCGAAUACUUUUACAACUGUUCGAAAUUCGUCCUGGAGGAUCCGGCGGUGCAGGAGCUGCUCCACAACGCCAGUGCGCAGUACUCGAUGGUCAUACUGGAGGCCUCCCACACCGACGCCCUCUACGGAUUCUCGCAGCACUUCAAUGCGCCGCUGGUGGGGAUUGCUGCCUACGGAUCGGCAUGGAACAUUGACUUUCUGGUAGGGAACUCGGCACCCAGUGUCUACGAACCCAUGUCCGCCCUGGGCUAUUCACCCGGCCACAGUCUGAUGGAGAAGUGGCACAACCUGAUCUUCAUCACCGAGGAGCGACUGGUGGAGCGAUUCAUAUACCUGCCGGCCCAAAUCGAUCUGUAUAAGCAGCACUUUCCGGGCGUUUCGGCCAGUAUCCAUGAGCUGCGCCGUAAAUUCUCCCUGAUCCUGAUCAACCAGCACUUCAGCAUGGGUAGAGUGCGCAGUAAUGUUCCCAACAUCGUGGAAGUGGCGGGCAUGCAUUUGGCCGAGCCCACGGAGCCCUUAAAUGAUGAACUUAAGAAGAUAUUGGAUGAAGCCAAACAUGGAGUUGUGUAUUUUUCGAUGGGCCUGCAAGUCGUGGAUAAGUGGUUGCCUCCGGGAAUGAUAAAUACCAUGUUGGCAGCCUUUCAGCAGUUAAAACAGCAAGUGGUUUUGAAAAUUAACGAUCCUGCAAUGGUCAACAACUCAAGGAAUGUCUAUGCAAGAUCUUGGCUGCCACAGCGAGAGAUCCUUAACCAUCCCAAUGUCAAGGUCUUUAUAACCCAUGGUGGUCUUCUCAGCUCCAUCGAGGCGGUUCACUAUGCGGUGCCCCAACUCAGUUUGCCCCUAUUUUACGACCAGUUUCAGAACACCAAGCGUAUGGAGCAGAUGGGCGUGGCCAGGAGAAUGGACAUCAUGAACCUCUCUGCGGAAGAAGUGGUCUUGGUCAUUGAGGAUCUCGUGAACAAUGCUAGUUAUAAGGAAAAUGCCAGGUGUUUAUCCCAACGAUUUCGUGAUCAACCAAUGUCGGCCAUGGAGACCGCGAUUUGGUGGACCGAAUACAUCCUGCGGCACAAGGGAGCCGAUCACAUGAGAAUUGCCGAGCAGGAGAUGUCCCUGAUGCAGUACUACAACGUGGAUGUUGUGUCGGUGCUCUUUGGAAGAAUUGGAUUAAGUGUCAUUAUCAUGCUCUUCCUGGGCUGGAAACUGGUCUCAUUGGCAACCAGAAACCUUGAGUACCGCUUUAAUGUACCCAUGGUAAGGUGAACCUAAGAUAUAUUGCAUAAGUCUACCAGCAGUUAACGACAAAAUGAACAAAACAAUUUUAAAACGUUUGGUAACCUUUUGUUUUAAAAAGUUUAUAAUACAAAUGUUUAAAUGUUUUAAUCAAUAGCUUUAAAUGGUGAUAAGUAAUGGUUUAAAUAAAUCUAAAAACUCUUCAAGGCUGUACCUUUAUGCUUUUGGACUAAACUUCAUAAAACAAAUCAUUAAGCAAACUCACACUUUUUAACCUUAAUCUGUCUUGCAUUAACAUGAGUUGGCUAUAAUCGCAGGUAGCGUAAAAAAGU